Molecule: messenger RNA, 603 nt
Organism: Orbilia oligospora ATCC 24927
Lineage: Eukaryota; Fungi; Ascomycota; Orbiliomycetes; Orbiliales; Orbiliaceae
Exons: 3
Coding region: 1-603 (200 amino acids)
Biological process (GO): proteasomal protein catabolic process
Cellular component (GO): cytosol; nucleus; proteasome core complex, beta-subunit complex
Molecular function (GO): peptidase activity
Source: RefSeq, a predicted model, not a curated record
AUGAAGAAUCCCACCAUGGACGUCCUUCUCGGCAUCCGCGGUAAAGACUUCGUUCUAAUCGGCACCUCCAAAGCCUUCCUCCACGGUAUCACCGUCGUCAAAGACACAGAUGACAAAACUCGCGCCUUAAACGACCACACCCUCCUCGCCUUCUCCGGUGAAGCCGGCGACACCAUCCAAUUCGCUGAAUUCAUCCAAGCAAACACCCAACUCUACACCAUGCGCCACUCCUCAGACCUCCCUGUCUCCUCCGUCGCCAGUUUUGUAAGAACAGAGUUGGCUAGCAGCCUUCGCAGUAGACAUCCUUAUACUGUUAACAUGUUGAUCGGAGGGUAUGAUACCAAGAAGGAAGAGCCUCAGCUUUAUUGGUUGGAUUAUUUGGCUUCGUCUGCAGAGAUUCCAUAUGCGGCUCAUGGGUAUGCACAGUACUAUUGUUUGAGUAUUUUGGACGCGCAUUACAAGAAGGGUAUGGGUGUUGAGGAAGUGGCUGGACUGAUGAAAGAUUGCCAUGAGGAGUUGAAGAGGAGAAUGCCUAUUGAUUUUAAGGGCCUGUUGGUAAAGAUUGUUGAUAAGGAUGGUAUUAGAGAGCUAGAGGGGUUCUAG